AUGGGCGAUAAUCAAGAUCAACCAUUCACUUGGGAAAGCGAAUGUUCCACCAGGCUGCCUAAAAUAGAGCCUGGGAUCAAUACACAAACACCGACACCGCCAUGGAAACUACGCGUCGCGCAGAAGCGCGCAGAACAAUACGCCAAGAUUCCCGUUGGAUGGCGUAUCGACCAAACUGUUCCCCCUCCCAAAGACGCGGACACCUUUCUUCGUUCAUCUGGAGUAUUGAGCGCGGAAGAGCUUGCUUGUACGGAAGUUGAAGACAUCCAAGUCUUACUUGAGCAGAUUGCGACUCGAAAGUUGAGCGCAGUCCAAGUCCUCAAAGCGUUCGCGAAGCGAGCAGCCAUAGCCCAGCAGCUAGUGAAAUGCUGCACAGAGCUCAUAUUUGAAGAGGCUCUCAAACGAGCCAAGGCUCUAGAUGUCCAUCUAGAGCGGACAGGCUCCGUAGUUGGGCCAUUGCAUGGACUCCCGGUAUCACUCAAGAACAUAUUCGACGUCAAAGGGUUUGACUCUACCAUCGGCUGGGUUAACCUCAUUGAGAAGUUGGCGAAAGAAGAUAGCGUCUUGUCAGACGUUCUCGUAGCUCAAGGAGCUGUGCUUUUUGUCAAGACGAAUGUUGCGCAGGCACUAGUGUUAUCGGACUCCUACAAUCAUGUUUUCAAACAAUCUUUGAACUCACUCAACCGCGAACUGAUAUCUGGUGGCAGCUCAGGUGGCGAAGCGGCACUCGUAGGCUGUCAUGGUAGUUUGGUCGGGAUCGGAACAGACCCCGGCGGUUCCAUACGUAUCCCAGCAGCUCUGCAGGGACUUAACGGGCUCAAACCGACUGUUGGACGACUACCGUUCGAGGAGUCGAGCAAAUGGGAAUUUAUCGCACCGCCAGUGGCUAGUCCUCUAGCAUUCAGCCUCUCGACAAUCGAAACCUUUAUGGAUGGCAUCUUGCCUUGUGAGCCGUGGCGAAGUGAUCCGACGUUGCUGCCUAUCCCGUGGCACAAGGAGCUUGCGGCCAAGCCCGACAAGCCUCUCAAGAUCGGAUAUUACAUCAAUGACAACGUCGUCCGUGUACAGCCGCCUAUUGAACUUGCGGUACGGGCUGUCGUUGAUAGCAUCACGGCUGCAGGGCACACUUUGAUCGAAUGGGACCCCACCUCGCAUGCUGAAGCUUACAAUGAUUGGACAACUGCCACAUUCGCUGAUGGCAGUGAGUCUCACAGGAUGCUGAGUGAGGCCAGCGGAGAGCCGUUAGUCAAAGGGCUUCUCGUUGGAACUGAAGAAGACAAACUCUCAGUUGCAAAGUCUCGCCAUCUGGCUGCCAAAAAGCUCAAGUAUGAGCAAGGAUACCUCAAGCGCUGGAACGAGGCAGGUGUUGACGCCCUCAUCACGCCGGUGGCACCCUGGGUCGGGAUGAGACCCAGAGUGUGGGCCAAGUCAAAGCCUCACGUCGGAUACACCUCGCACUGGAAUUGGCUUGAUUAUGCAGCCUUGACGAUCCCCGUAAUGCGAGCUGAAAGCGAUGGUGCCUCGAGCCAGCAGUGGACUGAUCAUGUCCCAUGUAACAAGAGCGAUGAGAUAAACUACCAGCUGUAUGAUUUUGAGCAGAUGCGCGGCAUGCCGGUUGGUGUGCAGAUUAUUGGAGGAAACCGCUGCGUGCUGGCGAAAGAGAACACGAUGACCAGUUCGCCGGCAUCGCCGCGACGGCGACAUAUCCUUUCGUCUGUCAAUCCCGGCGACAGUCACGAGAACACACCAGAGCCAACCAAGCGCAAAUCGCCGCCCGCUCCAACAGACGCAGGAGCAGAAGCACAAGCGCAAGCAGAACCAGGCGACGGCGAAAACCUGCGACCUAGAUCAUCCCGCUUUCGAUUAAAAUCUAAACAUUCAAAGUCGAGCCGAUCGCAUCGUCACCGCGAUCGUGAACGUGGCCAUGAUCCAGACGCCGCCGACAAUGACGAAUCCCGCUCAGAACACCGCCACAGUCGCCGCCACCACCACCACCACAGCAGCAGCCGGCGACAUCGCAGACGUUCACGGUCCCCGACGCCACCGAACCCCUACGAACCCCAGGCCCUCGACCCAGACGCCGCAUUCCGCGAAUCCCUAUUCGACGCGAUGGCCGACGACGAGGGCGCGGCAUACUGGCAGGGCGUCUACGGGCAGCCGAUACACGUCUACUCGAACGAGAGGCCAGGCCCAGAAGGCGAGCUCGAGCGGAUGACGGACGAAGAAUACUCCCAGCACGUCAGGCAAAAGAUGUGGGAGAAGACACACCAGGGCUUACUAGAAGAGAGGGCCCGUCGGGAAGAAGCACGGAAACGCAAAAAGGAAGAGGAAAAGGUGAAUAGGAAGCUCCAAGAAGACAUGGAGCGGAGCCUGCGUCGCGGGGAGGAGCGGCGCAAGAAGAGAGCAUGGGUCCAGCUGUGGGAAGAUUACACACGAGGCUGGACGGAGUGGGCCAACAACGUGGACAAGAUUCCCUGGCCCGUAGAAAGCGGUCGACGUAGAGACAUUAACGAAAAGGAAGUCCGGCGGUUCAUCGUCAACGGGCUCGGGCUGGAGGAUAUUGGCGAGAAGGUGUUCGCUGCGAAGCUGCGCGAGGAGCGCGUGCGGUGGCAUCCCGACAAGAUGCAGCAGAAGCUUGGCGGACAGGUGGACGACGAAGUUAUGAAGGACAUUACGGCGAUUUUCCAAAUCAUUGAUAAGUUAUGGGCAGAUACCCGGUCGAAGGCGUAA
Molecule: messenger RNA, 2730 nt
Organism: Colletotrichum costaricense
Lineage: Eukaryota; Fungi; Ascomycota; Sordariomycetes; Glomerellales; Glomerellaceae
Product: acetamidase
Exons: 8
Coding region: 1-2730 (909 amino acids)
Source: RefSeq, a predicted model, not a curated record